Molecule: messenger RNA, 941 nt
Organism: Mangifera indica (mango)
Lineage: Eukaryota; Viridiplantae; Streptophyta; Magnoliopsida; Sapindales; Anacardiaceae
Exons: 2
Coding region: 37-855 (272 amino acids)
Cellular component (GO): plastid
Source: RefSeq, a predicted model, not a curated record
GAGAUUACCCAUCUCUUCGUCCCACCACUCUUUUCAAUGUCUGCGGUCUCCACCUUAUCAUUUAUCUCUGCCUCCAUGAAUGUCUUCCUCUUUCACACAAUUCCAACUAGUCACACCCACCUCACUUUCUCCACCAUCUCAUUCUCAUUCAAACCCCACAAAAACCCUUUAAAAAUCUCCAAAUCUCCUCCUCCAAGAGACACAAUCAUCGACUUCGGCAAGUACAAAGGGAAAAUGAUGGGCACCCUCCCUUCAACCUACCUCAAAUGGGUCUCCAAAAACCUCCGCGCCAGGGACUUCGAGCACUGGGCAAAACUCGCAGACCAAGUGCUCCAAGAUCCCGUUUACAAAGACAGAAUCGAAUGGGAGUUUGCAGAAAGCGUCUUGACCGGAAAUAACGCAAAUACUGUUAAUUUCUCAGGAAACGAUACGAAUAUUGGCGCAGUUUCUCAGUUGUUAGAGUUGAGUGAAAGGUUCGGUUGGGAUAACGAAAACAAAGCGGCGUGGAGUCGGGUUAAUUUCGAGCUUCUGGGGACAAGUAAGGGUGGAAGAAUACCGAGAAUUUUGGACGGUGAAAGUGAAAAUGAUGGAGAGAAAGAGUUAUUUGAAGUGCAGAAGAAAGAGAGAGCUGGGAUGUUAACAGAGAGUGAAAAAAGAAGAAGGGAGAGGAGGUUGAGAAUGAGAUUGGGGGCGAAGGAGAAGAUGAAGAUUAGAAACGAUGAUAAGAUUAAUGGUGAGAUAAGAAGUGAGAUUAAGAGGGAUGAUGAUAAAGAUUUGAGGGUGGAGAUUAACAAUCCAUUUCCCGGACGUGAAGAAUUAUUGAAGAAAGUGCUUAAUCGGAAGAGAAUUUUGUAAAUGUAUAUCGAGUCAAGCUGCGAGCUGUUUAAUUUGUUUACUGCUUUAUUCACUUGAUACAAUGGCAGAUUUUCGGUCUUUAAAAU